This is a messenger RNA of Daphnia magna, 546 nucleotides long. RefSeq lists its product as uncharacterized. The transcript is spliced from 3 exons. The coding region runs from base 150 to 422 and encodes 90 amino acids. The record is from RefSeq and is a predicted model, not a curated record. NCBI's taxonomy places the organism in Eukaryota, Metazoa, Arthropoda, Branchiopoda, Diplostraca, Daphniidae.
GAACAGGUUUGGUGGACUCACACUUAGCCAAAGAAACCUUUAAAUAACGGCGAUCGGGGCCUCAAAGUUAACCAGUUGCACUUGUGCAUCAGCCAUCGACUGAAAAUAACUUGUUGCUGUUGAAAAAUAUCAGUAAUUUCUCAAAAAUCAUGAAGGUUUUCGCUCUUCUCCUGUUGGUCAGUGUCUCCGUCGUUUAUUCCGCACCGCAAAAUAUUGAAUUCGCUAUUAUUGAUGUCAUCAAUUCAGCUGUACCCAACGUGGCUAUAAACAUUCCGACGGCCGCCGUUCGGCCGGUAGUGAACAUCCCACUGGUACCAUCCCAAGGAGGAGCCUCCGCUUUUGCAUCCGCUCAAGGCCGGCCUGGCUCACAGACUUUCGCUACAACAAGCAUCCGUAGGGACGAUGAUGACGAUAGAAAAUAAAGAAUAGUAAUGAAAGACUGUACUUUGGAAUAAUCCCGAAUAUGUACAUAUUUUUUUAAAUGAAGAAAUCUGAAUCAAAAUACUUUGGAAACAAAAAAUAAAACACGAACGUUUUUAUUGCGAA